Messenger RNA from Penicillium chermesinum, 5151 nucleotides. RefSeq names its product WD40 repeat domain-containing protein. Gene Ontology annotation, biological process: positive regulation of transcription by RNA polymerase II. The transcript is spliced from 7 exons. Lineage: Eukaryota; Fungi; Ascomycota; Eurotiomycetes; Eurotiales; Aspergillaceae. Gene Ontology annotation, molecular function: transcription factor binding. Bases 1 to 5151 code for a protein of 1716 amino acids. The record is from RefSeq and is a predicted model, not a curated record. Gene Ontology annotation, cellular component: nucleus.
AUGAGCUUAACACAAAACAGGAGCUUGUUACCAGCAGCGCGACCCUCCAAGACCGUCAAAGCAAUGGCACCACCACAAGUACAGACUUCGGAGCCUCGCUUCGAGCCCUGCGCAGCAACCGCUUCACUAUUUCUUUAUACGCAGGGACCGAAAAUUUUAUGCCUGCACCACGAUACACUAGCCGUCGAGCGUCGAUUCACGAGUCACUCAGAGGACAUUGACUUCAUAGCGGUGGAUAAUGUCAGCGAGCGCGGAGCCGGAAGGCUGGUUGUCAGCUACGACGUCGGACAAACGGCAAUAGUCUGGGAUAUUUUUACCGGCACAGAGAUCUCUCGCUUCGCCUCGUUCGAGCACCUACGGGUUGCAUCGUGGAUGCGCAAUGGCAAUGUCGCAUUUGGCAGCGGAAAAGGCGAGGUGAUUCUUUUCGAGCCGUCAACCUCAGAGCAUAUCUCGGCGCGUACAAUCUUCGACCCUAUUACGGCACUGGCUCCAGCUCAAGAUUGCCGCACUUACGCGAUUGGGUAUCAAAAUGGAUCGAUCCUGAUCGCAACUCUCCUACCUCAAUUUACUAUCCUCCAUACCCUAACCACCUCUCGCGGACCCUCGCCAAUCAUCUCGAUCGCCUGGCAUGCAUCCUCUUCAAAACAAAAGUCAGACAUGUUGGCCACUCAAGCUUCAAAUGGAGAUCUGAGAGUAUGGAGUGUAUCCAAACCCCCUGGUAAAGAGCCUCCACGGGUGACUCGGGAAUUGAAACGCUCGGAUUCGACAUCCGCUGAUCCCAAGUGGAUGGCAUGGUCUAAGAAUGGAAGGAUCGUGCAAUACUUGGAAGGGGAAACUUGGGCUUGGGACGUUCGGACAAAACACGUUACCUGCGAGCCAAUUCCAACGAUAGACGGGGUCCGAGGAUUGGCCAACCAUGGCCCAACUGCGACGCUCUUUACUAUCGGUCCCAAUCAUACUGUCCAACAGUACGAUGUAGACGGCCCAGCAAUGGUUGCUAAUGUGCAGCAUGUACCCUCCAGUUCAAGAUCGUUAGUCUCCGGCGAUGGGCGACGAACAGCAUCACCACGGCGUCUUCAAGAUGCACCAGAUAUCCGAGAAUCGAGCCGAAGACGAACGCCAUAUGACUCAAAUGUGGUAGACAGCGUGAAACAGGCCAGAGCCGAUCUUAUAAGCCCUGCUUCUUCAAGAAGCCGAACUGAAUCCGUUAGCUCAAAGGCGUCCUCUGGAAGAUAUAAAAUUACGCCCUUUUCUCCCCCCAGUCGAUCGGGUCGGAGUGGCACAACCUUCUCCUUGACGUCCGGCGAUCAUGAUACACCGCAACCAUCGGCAGGCUUUCCUUAUGCAUCAUCAGUUUCCAUGUCUUCUGUAAAGAGCUCUCGCGCAGCGUCUCGACUGAGGAAUGAAGUUCAAAUGAGUCCCGCUGAGAAAAACAUAGUGGAUCUCUUCCCGUUUACUCGGGCACGUUUGAACGAUGUACCAUAUAAGUCGCAACCCCCAUUUGAUGAGUCAAAUUUGACACCAGAGGACCUACGACAGCAAAUGCUAAGCGUGGUAUUUGGCUGGGAAGGUGAUAUCCAGGAUUUGAUCCGAGAUGAGUUGAGUCGCCACGCGCUUGGAAGCCAGAGUGCUAUUCUGUUGGCGCAGUGGCUCGGAGAAAAUGAUUCCGACCAGAUGGCUUCAUUGGUUUGUGCCGGGCCGGCUACAACAUACGAUUGGAUGCUGCUAGCUAUGAGCCAGAUGAGUGGGCAAGCGCCUGCGAACAAAGUUGGGCAGGCAUUUGUACAAAAGAUGCUCGAGAUCGGAGAUGUCCAUACUGCGGCUUCGAUAUUACUCGGUCUGGGUGACAGCAACGAUGCUAUCGAGGUUUACGUAUCCCGCAAUCAUUUCAUGGAAGCCAUUCUUAUGACAUGCCUGGUCAUGCCAACGGACUGGCAGCGGCAGUCAUACCUAGUCCGACGGUGGGGAGAGUAUGUGGUGUCACAUUCGCAGCAACAGCUUGCCAUUCGCUGUUUCAUGUGUACUGGUGCCGAGCCUUCAGAGCCGUGGACGUCGCCAGCCGCCCAACAAGCUGCCUCUUUUGCGGAGGUGAUUCGGGGGAAAUCACCACUGGCAUCCCCCGAUCCUAUGCAGCAGAACAGCUCCCUUCUUAUGCCUCCUCACCAUCGUCCCUCAUCUGCUUCCAACCAAAAACCCGCUGGAAAGGGCCCUUCUCUCAAGUUAAUCACAUCUUUCGAAACACAACCGAACCAGCGAUUCCGAUUCCCAGGCCUAAAGUCAGAUGACCGAACUCCAACCAAUGCUCCCGGUGUCACGCCUAUUGCGGAAUCUGCUGUUGCCGAUUCGGCAUUGUCUCCUGGUGGUCUCGGAUCUUGGAAGCUUAAUAACAUCCAGAGCCUCAACCAGGCCAUGACCUCGCGGACUAACACUCCUGCAUUCAACCGUCGUCGUCUUCCAUCAAUAGGAGAAACUCCAGUUGACUCUCAACCUCCAAGUUUCUCUCGUUCUGGCUCAUACAACAACACCAGUGCUUAUGGUUCAACCUCAGAAAACGAAGAGACGAGUGGACACGAGCAGAGUCAAGAUGAGCGAGAGCUUGGUCCUUUAUUAUCAGCUACAGCGUACACCCCUGUUCACGACUCCAUGAAGCCAAGCCCGCAAACUGCUGUUCAAGGCACCGACAAAUUCGCGUCCAUUAAAGGUCUCCCAUCACCCGCUCCUGGGGUAUUCGAGGCGUUGAAAGAUCACCCCGAUAUUCGAAAUGGCUCACGUGUCAGAAAACCUGACGGGCUUCAAAUCGAGUUGGUAGAGACGAAGGAAAUCGCUCUCCCAAAGGAUGAUAGGCCCGAUCUGAUUACCAGUGCAAAGAGCCUGAACAGCUACGCUUCUACUAAGAGCCCCAGUGUCAGCGGUCGUAGCAUCGACCAGUACAUCAGCAGCCUAGAUGAAGCGAACUUCCAUUCCAAGAAGCACCGCGGCCACCGCACCCACGGCCGUAGCAGAAAGAAUACUGACGAGCACGGCAGCCAGAGUUCACGCGCCCAACACACUCGCGAUGUAUCUCAAGAGACUACCCGGGGACGGAACGAACGACGCUACAUUCAGCCCUCGAAGCGGUCUCCCUCGUCACCAGUGCCCAUGUCCCCUGAUGAAGUGGCUCGAUACCACGCAGGAGAAUCUGCCAAACUAGAGGCCCCGCGCGCGAAGUCCUCAGGUCGCGCUCGAAGCAGCAGCAAAAUGCGGAAACCGAGUUCGCGCAGCCGUCAACGCUCUAGAAGCCGACACACCGCGAGCCGUGUCGCCUUGGAUGCCCGGGGCGAAGCGUUGACCGCGAAGCCUGCUUCAGAGGGCGUUGACGAUCCUCUUCGGAUCGUUGGCCAAAACCGGGAACGACUGCGUUCCAACCCUCGCAGCGUGAGUCGCCGGCGCGCCGGAAGUCGUGCUGGUAGGGAAACGGGCUCAAGGCGCGGUGGAUCCCCUGAGCCAAGGCAUAAGGUGACACACAGUCAGCCGGAAAUUCGACCGCCCCCUGACCUGGAAUGCCCUGCGCCCCGACCUGAGGUACUGGAGCAACUCAGCGGCAAGGUCUUUGGACAAGAAAAUGACGUCUUGAGCAGCAAAGCAUUUGGCCAGGAGCCCCAACUCAGCAGCAAGGCUUUUGACCACGAGGAACAGCUAAGCAGCAGGGCUUUUGAUCAAGAACCUCAGUUGAGUAGCAAGGCUUUUGGCCAGGAGGAACAAUUGAGCAGCAAGGCAUUCGGCCAAGACGAGCAGCUUAGCAGUAGGGCAUAUGGCCAGGAAGAGCAAUUGAGCAGCAAAGCAUUUGGUCAGGAGCCCCAACUCAGCAGCAAGGCUUUUGGUCAGGAGGAACAGCUAAGCAGCAGGACAUUCGACCAAGAGCCUCAGUUGAGUAGCAAGGCGUUCGGUCAGGAAGAACAACUGAGCAGCAAGGCGUUCGGCCAAGAAGAGCAAUUGAAUUCGAGGGCAUUUGGACAAGAAGAUGUCUUGAGCAGCAAAACUUUCCAAGGUAAUGUUUUCGACAAUGCAAGCUACCGAAAGAGGUCCGACUCAGCCGCCCAUGAUACCCAAGAAGAACUCUCCCCUUCCACGCCAUUUGUCAGUCUCGCCGAAAAGAAGAGAAGAGAGCUGGCCGCAGCUGAACUUGAAGCUCGUCGCCUCUCUCUCGCGCGUAACCCUUCGGCUCCCAAUAUCCCGUUCCCGGGCGAGCUGCAAUCUGGACGGAGCCCUAUCGAGAGUCCCGUAUUACAGGGAGGCUCAUACUUCCCGCGUGUUUCGUCUCGAAGCAUGAUUCCUCCCGCUAAAACCUCACCUGAAUACCAUAGUGGCUCGGACUCUAGCUCCUCCCGAUCUGGUCGGUCUGGUCCACCGAUUGGACUACCUGCGACCCCUCGAGCAAUGCGCCACCCCAAGUAUGGUGGCCGUGUCCGCGACGAGCGCCCACCAUCUGUCCCUGCUGUCUCAUCAUACAGUGGCAACAGCUUCGGUGAUAGCCGUAACAUGACGGAGGUUGCCGAAAGGAUCGGACGAUCUAUGUCCGUCCCUAUGCCAGAGGGUCAACUCCACGCCCGCGCCAACCAAGCUCCAAAUCAAAUGCCAGAUGGGCUGCCCAUGCACCCCCAUUUCAAGCCUAAUCUACCCCCGGAGCCGCUCCAACUCGCGUGUCCGCCAAAUGGGCCACCGACGCACGAGUUCGGGCGGUUAUAUCUCCCCCAGCGUGUCGACGUUCCUCCACCUCCACCUCCUCCUCCCAUUCUCCCUGAAUUACAGCAUCUCAAUACCCCUCCACCUCCUCCACCGCUUCCCAUGCUGUCUGAUACUACGUCGCCCCGGCAAUCGUCUGCCACCAUCGAUGUCGCUUUCGACAACGAAGACAUGGGUCGCUUACUACCACGUGCAAUGACUGCCGCUCCCACCAUCCAUGUGAAUGUCGCCGAAAAUAGCAAGAGCAGUAAACGCUCUUCCUUCGAGCAUCGUCGCAAUCGCAGCUCAAAUGAGAGCUUCACGAACAAGCUGCGCAGCCUGACUCGCAUGCGCGGUAAUAGCCGCAGCGUCGAGCCAUGGGGAGGCCCUGACCCAGAUGCGCAGUAUGAGACUUUGGGUUCGGGGACAUAUAACCCUGGUCAGAUCUAA